AUGUUGAGUAAGCCUGAUGUAUUAAAUAUGUUAAUCACAAAUUAUAAUGAAACAAUUAAUUGUAAUGCUCUUGAUCUUGAUCUUAUGUACGAUUAUCGUCAUGGGUCACAAGCAAAACAACAUUCAAUUUUAAAAAAUAAACCUGAUUCGUUGUUGUUUCAAUUAUACAUUGAUGAAAUUGGAGUAACAAAUCCCAUACGUGCAAAAAAGGAUACUUAA
Rotaria sordida is the source of this 219-nucleotide messenger RNA. The record is from the annotation of a GenBank genome assembly. Lineage: Eukaryota; Metazoa; Rotifera; Eurotatoria; Philodinida; Philodinidae.